AUGGCUGGUUCUGAGGUUUAUGAUUAUGAGAAGGCAGAUGUAGCAGGGUCAGCUGGAGCUGUGGUUGACAAUUCGCUAUUACGGAAAGCCAAAGAUGUUGCAGCUGGAUUUGUAGGUGGAGCUACGCAAGUGUUGAUAGGACAGCCGGCAGAUUUAGUCAAGAUUCGUUUGCAAACAAGUUCGGCGACAUCUUCAAUUCAAGUGAUUCGAAACGUGAUUCGAAAUGAAGGACUUUUGGCGUUUUACAAGGGAACCUUGCCUCCGCUAUUCGGUGUUGGAGUAUGUGUAUCCUUACAGUUUUAUGGAUUUUACGAAACAAAAAGACAAAUCUUACACUUUACAGGUCAAUCGAAUUUGAGCUUAUGGCCUCAGACUUAUAUUGCAGGAGCUAUGGCCGGUGUUGUUAACUCGCCGGUAACUUCGCCAGUGGAACAAUUGAGGAUUUUGAGCCAGUCAUCUUCUGGCGAGACAUUGUCAAUGAGGAAAACCAUUAAACAAAUUUAUUCUUCUUUUGGUUGGAAAGGAAUAUAUCGUGGAUUCAAUAUCACACUACUCCGUGAAUUCCAAGCUUAUGGUGUUUGGUUUCUCACUUACGAAACUAUUAUUCAGCAGAUUAUAAGCUUACAACAUUACAAGAGUAGAAAUCAAAUCUCAACUCCCGAAUUGCUCGUCUCUGGUGCUUUGGCAGGGAAUGCCCUUUGGUUAAGUUCUUACCCGUUGGAUGUGAUAAAAUCCAAUGUUCAAAGUGAUCAGUGGGGUAAAGAUAGCAAAUUCAAUGGUUCUUCAAUAAAGGCAACAAGGUAUAUAUACAAACAUCAUGGAUUUGUUGGAUUUUGGCGUGGAAUUGUACCCUGUUUACUAAGGGCAAUCCCAUGUAGUGCCGGCACGUUUGCUAGUGUGGAAUUAGCUCUCAGAUUGAUGGGUUGA
Molecule: messenger RNA, 927 nt
Organism: Lodderomyces oxycetoniae
Lineage: Eukaryota; Fungi; Ascomycota; Pichiomycetes; Serinales; Debaryomycetaceae
Gene: YMC2
Product: Ymc2p
Exons: 1
Coding region: 1-927 (308 amino acids)
Biological process (GO): mitochondrial L-ornithine transmembrane transport
Cellular component (GO): mitochondrion
Molecular function (GO): L-ornithine transmembrane transporter activity
Source: RefSeq, a predicted model, not a curated record